UGGAUAUUGAAGGAGCUCUUGUCUGUUCCCCAGCUUUGCGGGCGGAGGCAGCGAUGGAGCGCUUCGGGGUGAAGUCGGCGCCGUCGCGGAACCGCUCCAAGACCGCUCUGUACGUGACGCCCCAGGACCGCGUGACGGAGUUCGGCAGCGAGCUGCACGAGGACGGGGGGAAGCUCUUCUGCACCUCCUGCAACGUGGUGCUCAACCACGUGCGCAAGUCCGCCAUCAACGACCACCUCAAGUCCAAAACGCACACCAAGAGGAAGGCGGAGUUCGAGGAGCAGAACGUCAGGAAGAAGCAAAGGACUCUGACUGCCUCCCUGCAGUGCAACAGCGCUGCCCAGACGGAGAAAAGCAGCGUGAUCCAGGACUUUGUGAAAAUGUGCCUGGAGGCCAAUAUCCCCCUGGAGAAGGCGGAUCACCCCUCCGUGCGAGCCUUCCUGUCCCGCUACGUUAAGAACGGCAGCUCCAUACCCAAGUCGGAGCAGCUGAGGAAAGCCUAUCUGCCUGACGGCCACGACAAUGAGAACCAGCUCAUCAACACCGAAGACCGUUGAGAAGAGAACUGUUUUCAUCCUUGUUGUGAAGUUUUACAUAUCGAUGGUGUGGUUUAUUUUUAUAUUCAUGCAUAUAUACAGUGUUACAUAUUGAUUUUACAAGCUGUUUUGUAUUCUUGUAGAAAUGACAAUCUGCUCCUGAACUUAGCGGAUCGUUGCUAACCCCGCUGCGGACUUCAGAGCUCACGAGGAAUGUAGGGAGCAUCCCUGGCAUGCUCCUGAUCUCUGUUCAGUCCAGAGGCUGAGGAAAAGGCACUUGAAUGGAGGACCCCAAUUCACAGUGCAUCUAAGAAGAGGGUGUGGUAGGGAUUGCUGCUCGUGGCAGUGGAUUGCUGUGUCCAGUAUCCUGUCCCUGAGCGACCAAGAAGAGAUGCUGCACCUUUGAAAUGCAAGAAGCUCUAGGAUGGUCAGAGGGACGUGGAAGACUCUGGUCCUUAAUCAAGGCCAAAGUGAUUCGUGCUGAAAAAGCUGAUCCUGGGAGAGGAAAGAACUUUACAAGCCAACAGAAGGAUACCUUAACACUGUCAACUUGCAGUUUGUUGUGAAUGCUGAUGGUGUAAAAUGAUCCUGCUUCUGACCAACGACAACUGAAGACUACAAAUUAAAAGUGACACGUGCAUGGCUUGUAGGAGUCAGACUCUCUGGUGUGUGGCAUUGGUUAUGUCAGGGGAUGUUAGAUCAUCAUGAACCCAUUGAUAUUUUGUUCCCUAGUUCAGUUUUUGGGUUCAUUUCUUUCUUGAUGUUUUGCUUGUAAGGAGUAAGUUCCUGCCAUUAACAAAGGGCAGACUGCAUUCACUUCAGUGUUUACCAAGUGGCAACUCUGUCUUCAAUUUUCCUCAUGCCUACUACCUG
Onychostruthus taczanowskii (white-rumped snowfinch) is the source of this 1409-nucleotide messenger RNA. RefSeq names its product CGG triplet repeat binding protein 1 (gene CGGBP1). The transcript is spliced from 2 exons. The coding region runs from base 54 to 557 and encodes 167 amino acids. Gene Ontology annotation, cellular component: nucleus. Gene Ontology annotation, molecular function: double-stranded DNA binding. NCBI's taxonomy places the organism in Eukaryota, Metazoa, Chordata, Aves, Passeriformes, Passeridae. The record is from RefSeq and is a predicted model, not a curated record. Gene Ontology annotation, biological process: regulation of transcription by RNA polymerase II.